UAUCCUAAAAGUUACUGUACAAUGAAAUCUAAUUCCACAUUUUAUCCGGCGAGCCAAGUCAGCUGGAUUCAGGACACAUGUGACAAGGAGCAGUGCAGUGCUUUAACACCUCAAGAUGAACACCGAUUUCACUGCUGCUACCCGUGCCCCAGCGGGUGGGUGAGAUUGGACCAGUCCUGUUUCUUCUUUUCCACGUUCAACAUGAGUCGUCUCGAGAGCGAGUGGACUUGUUCGAGUAAAGGCGGAAUUCUGGCCGUGAUCAAAAGUGACAAAGUGCAGACCUUCCUGACUCAAAAUGGGAACGGCUUGAAAUAUUGGAUCGAUGGUUCAGUGUUUCAAGACAUGGGGACCAACGACACACAAGACGGUGACUGGAUCGACUUUGACGCUUUAAUAAAAUGCACUGUUUUGGACACCAGCCUUCCCGCUAAGGAAAACAAGAAGCUUUAUGAUUGCAGCAUGGAAACCUACUUCAUCUGUCAAGUCCAUAUCUGAACCGCACAUCAUCUGGA
Corythoichthys intestinalis (scribbled pipefish) is the source of this 512-nucleotide messenger RNA. RefSeq names its product early activation antigen CD69-like. NCBI's taxonomy places the organism in Eukaryota, Metazoa, Chordata, Actinopteri, Syngnathiformes, Syngnathidae. The transcript has 5 exons. The coding region runs from base 22 to 495 and encodes 157 amino acids. The record is from RefSeq and is a predicted model, not a curated record.